Molecule: messenger RNA, 741 nt
Organism: Erythranthe guttata (spotted monkey flower)
Lineage: Eukaryota; Viridiplantae; Streptophyta; Magnoliopsida; Lamiales; Phrymaceae
Source: RefSeq, a predicted model, not a curated record
AUGUUCCGUAAUGUGUUGGUUGCUCAAAAUGAUUCCACUAACCGUGCUACGCUACAUAUGAAUAAAAUUACCAUUGUAGGCGCUACCACGGUCACCGAGUUUGCUGCCGACAUGAUCCCUACCCUGAGCUUCGACUUUAUGAGUUUCAGCAAGGUCAUAAAUGGUGCAGAUGAAAGUUUGCUCAUAGAUAUCAUUGGUCAUGUUAUUGAAAAAAAACCAAUGAAGGACGUAUCGAAAAAUGGAAGGAAAGACAACCUAAUGGAGGUGGUUCUUCAGAAUUUAGAAGGCAACACUCUUAAAUGUGCACUGUGGAACAAUUAUGUUGAUGAUUUCGAAAGUUUUCUAGCCAAACAUGAUGCACAAUCUCCUAUCAUUGUUAUUUUACAACUGUGUCAAAUAAAGAGCUUCCAAGUUCAAAUCGGUGCAAUGAACAUACAAAAGAAUUGGCCCCUCUAUACUAUUAAGUCGAUGCACGAUGAAGAAGAACUUAUUCGCCAAUUUAAGGCUAUGUACUGCAUCAAGGAAUCCGACGAAGACGAAUCCAUUGAAAAUUUUGUUCAGCAUCAAGAUGACAGUUCUAAUGCUUUGAGUACAAGUAUUGAUGACAAUACUCCUAUCAUUUAUUUGGGUGAGAAGCGAGUUGACGAGGGUGCUAUAUCUAAUUUAUCUCACGAUGAUACAACUCAGAUGUCCUCUACUACAGCGUUAAAGAAGAUCAAGAUUGAGAAGCUUUCGAAGUGA